Giardia duodenalis is the source of this 846-nucleotide messenger RNA. RefSeq names its product High cysteine protein. Lineage: Eukaryota; Fornicata; Diplomonadida; Hexamitidae. The record is from RefSeq and is a predicted model, not a curated record. The coding region runs from base 1 to 846 and encodes 281 amino acids. The transcript has a single exon.
AUGGGCGGAUGCUACAACAAGGAUGCACACCCUGGCAGUGACAUAUGCACAGCAGCCAAGGAUGGAGUAUGCACUGCUUGUAAGGCAGAUAACGGCCUGUUCAAGAACCCGGCUGCACCAUCAGAGAAGGGUAGUGAGUGCAUACUCUGUCAUGAUGCCACGGGAGCAAAUGGAUAUAAGGGAGUGGCUAACUGCAUACAGUGUCAGGCACCACAGAGUGCAGGAGCAGCUACAUGCACUGCCUGUCAAGAUGGAUACUACAAGAACUCUCAGACAUGUGAAAGGUGUGAUGAAGCUUGCCUGACCUGUGAGACUGAUGCGGCCCAUUGUACCUUUUGUAAGGCCGGGAAGUAUCUCGAUGGGGAUCAAUGUGCUGAUAUCUGUGGAAGUGGCAAUGAUAAGUAUGCUGACGAAGCUACCAGAACGUGCAAGGCAUGUAGUACAAUAACUGGGUGCACCGCGUGUGAAUAUAAUCCAGUGACCAAGAAGCCAAAGUGCACCGCUUGUAGUGAUAAGAAGGUGAAGACAGAGCUUGACGGGACAACCACUUGUGUAGAUGCAAAUGGGUGCGCAACAGAUAACGUCGACGGAUCCCACUUUCUAAAUCAAGCUAGAAAUAAGUGUCUUCUUUGUAGCGAUGACAAGACUAAUACUAGCAGUCCACCUAAUAAAGGACUUAAGGAUUGUGGUAGGUGCAAAAAAGAAAGGGAUGAUGCAGCUUCAACCUGCUCAGAAUGUCUGUCUGGAUUUUAUUUAGAAGACGCUUGCAAGACCUGUGAUGCUAACUGUGCCGUGUGCUCUGAAAAAACACUAGUGGAUAAGUGUAAAAUAUCCAUGCAAGAGUGA